GAACAAUUUUCUGUUUAAGGUUUUCAUCCCUUGCAAGAGAAGAUGGAGCUUGUAAAAAGUCUUAGAUAGAGCAGUUACUUAUUGCGAUAUCUACUCUGGGAAAACACCCCAUGGGUUCCAUGUUUUUGUGUGAAUGAUUUCUUGAUAAAAGGCUGCUUCUGGUUAAAUUCAAUAGUUAACUUGUUUUUGUAUUUAUGGUUGCAGCAAAACCAUGCAGGUGGAAGAGAUUUUAACCAUCCGUGUUAAGCCUGGUAGGAAGAAAGGUACAAAAAUCCCAUUCACGGAGAAAGUGAAUGAACAGCUAAAUGUUAUACCUGCAGAUCUUGUCUUUAUCAUCGACGAAAAACCCCACAGUGUGUUUACUCGGGAUGGCAAUGACUUGAUUGUCGCACAUAAGAUCUCUCUCGCUGAAGCCUUGGCAGGUUAUACUGUUCAUCUCACUACUUUGGAUGGCAGGAAUUUAACAAUUCCAAUCAACAAUGUAAUUCAUCCAAACUAUGAGGAAGUGGUUCCAAGAGAAGGUAUGCCAAUCCAAAAGGACCCUACAAAGAGAGGAAACUUGAGAAUCAAAUUUAACAUCAAGUUCCCAACAAGGCUGACAACAGAACAUAAGUCUGGGAUUAAGAAACUCUUGGGUUCUUGAGACGAUAUUGGCAAAUAUUCACUUAUGGAUACAAGGGGUACACUUACUGUUAAUACAUAUGUGUGAUCCUUUUACAAGUACGAGGCAGUAAUGUUGGUUUUCUUUUGAUUGAUUGCGUAGAAAACUCGAUCUUGGUGCCCUUGAUUAGAACCGUUGAAAACUAGCCAAUCUCUCCAGCGCACUCUGCCACUGGUUUCUAAUGCUGAAAAGUCAAAAUCCACCCUUCAUCGGAAAACUUCUUACAUGAACUGCUCGACUGUUUGAGCAAAAAAGGAUAAAUUAUUAUCUUAAAUUGGCGAGGUUAAUGGUGUACUGUAUGCGAUUAGAUUAUCAUUAAUAGUUUAGUGACUUUUUUCUUUUUAAUUUUAAGCUACUACGAUUGAAGUGCUACCACUUAAAAUCUCAUAUAUAUAU
This is a messenger RNA of Durio zibethinus, 1057 nucleotides long. The record is from RefSeq and is a predicted model, not a curated record. NCBI's taxonomy places the organism in Eukaryota, Viridiplantae, Streptophyta, Magnoliopsida, Malvales, Malvaceae.